AUGCAGCAGCAAUGUAUGAUGGAUCAAAUGCUGAUUACGAAGCCUCUGAUUCUGUUAAUCAUUGGCUUCUUGGUAUGGAAUGCUUGUUACGUUGAGAUGAUCAAUGCUCAGGUCUCAAUUCCGGCCAAGAUGGACGGGUUCUGGUACCUUAAUCGGCGUCCGGUGACGGAGAAGGAAUCCGUUGUGAUCGAGGCGUUCUUCGAUCCGGUAUGUCCGGACACAAGGGACGCGUGGCAGCCUCUCAAGCAAGCUGUUCAUCACUACGGUCCGCGCGUUACUCUUGUUGUUCAUACCUUCUCUUUGCCUUAUCACGACAAUGCAUUUGUGUGUUCCCGGGCGUUGCAUAUUGUUUACAGAUUGAAUUCUUCCGCAACGUACCCACUCUUGGAGUCCUUCUUUGACCAGCAGGAGAAGUUUUACGGGAGAGCAACGGCCAACUUAACCAGACCAACGGUAGUGAACAACGUUGUGAAGCUUGCGGCUCAAACCGUGGGGAGCUCCUACGAAUCAGCUAUUGAACAAGGUUUCAAGGACACCAAGACUGAUCAGGCCACCCGAAUUGCCUUCAAGUAUGGAUGCUUAAGAGGAGUGUUUGGAACGCCCUAUUUCUUCGUGAAUGGAUUCCCAUUGCCUGAUGCUGGUUCGCCUCUUGACUUCAAUGGCUGGCGCAAAAUCAUCGAUCCACUGCUUUCCCAGUCCAUGGACAUGCCUGACAUGGAUCGUUACAGAAAGGUUGAGAAGCCAAAGGCCGAGACUCCAAUUGAUGAGAACGAGAUUCGGAUUACAAGCCAGGGAAGGAUGCGAAGCUACAUCACUUAUGCCAUGAGUCUGCUUCAGGAGAAAGGAUCAGAGGAAGUUGUUUUCAAGGCAAUGGGUAGAGCCAUCAACAAGACUGUGACAAUUGUGGAGUUGAUCAAGAGGAGGAUUGUGGGCCUUCACCAAAUCACUUCAAUUACAUCCACUGAUAUAAAUGAUACCUGGGAGCCUUUAGAGGAAGGCCUUCUUCCUCUGCAGACAACAAGGCAUGUUUCCAUGAUUACGAUUACUCUCUCAAAGAAGGAAUUGGACACAUCAGCACUUGGUUACCAGCCACCCAUACCUGCAGACCAAGUUAAAGUUUCUGCAGAGAUAGACUACGAUGGAGAGGGCUCACCUAAUGGUAGAGGAAGGGGUCGCGGGGGGCGCGGGAGAGGAAGAUUCAGAGGUGCAUCUGGGAAUGGUUACGCUGGUGGUGAGUAUGAAGAUGGAGGCUGGGAAAAUAACCGUGGCUAUGGAAGGGGUAGGGGUCGUGGCAGAGGGCGCAACUUUCGCGGCCGUGGAAGGGGAGGUUACAAUGGACCCCAUGUCGAUAACCAGGAAGAUGCUGGAGGUUACAACCAAGAACCACCCUUUCAGGGCGGCCGAGGACGUGGCCGUGGGAGGGGAACUCGUGGUAGGGGACGUGGAUUCAGAUCCAAUGGUCAGAUCCAUGCGGCCGUUCAAAAUUAG
Messenger RNA from Oldenlandia corymbosa var. corymbosa, 1488 nucleotides. The record is from the annotation of a GenBank genome assembly. Lineage: Eukaryota; Viridiplantae; Streptophyta; Magnoliopsida; Gentianales; Rubiaceae.